AUGACAUCGACCACCUCCCCCACGCCAAACCACCAAACCAUCUCCCCAGCAAUCUUCUACUGGGGCACCCCCGUCGUCCUUAUCACCACCGAAAACCCCGACCAAACAUUCAACAUCGCCCCUAUGUCCUCCGCCUGGUGGCUCGGAAACCGUUGCAUGCUCGGGCUAGGUGCCAUUUCCCACACCACCAUCAACCUCCUGCGCACCAAGCAAUGCGUGCUCAAUCUCGCAUCUGACAGCAUGGCCGGCUCCGUGAACGCACUUGCUCGCACCACCGGCUCCGCAGAGAUCCUCACUGCGCAGCCAGAUGAGGGAUAUAAGUAUUUCAAAAGGAUGAAUGGGUAUGAGUAUGUGCAUGAUAAGUUCGGACAUGCAAACUUGACACCGCUGGCCUCGGAGCUGGUCAGACCGGCUAGGAUCAUGGAGUGUCCGGCGCAGAUGGAGGCAGAGCUCGUGGGUGUGUAUGAGAUGAUGCGGGACGCGGAUACAAAGGGGUUUAUUGCGUUGGAGGUUAAGGUGCUGAGAACGCAUGUUCAUGAGGACAUCAGAAUGGUGGGAGCGGGGAAUAGGGUUGAUCCGGAUAAGUGGCGGCCACUGAUUAUGAGUUUUCAGGAGCUUUAUGGGUUAAAGGGGAAGGUUGGGAGUUCGAAGUUGGCGGGGAUUGGAGAGGAGGAGUAUAGAGGGUUUUCGAAUGGUGUUGAGAUUGAGGGGGGGAAGUGA
Messenger RNA from Glarea lozoyensis ATCC 20868, 720 nucleotides. RefSeq names its product FMN-binding split barrel. Lineage: Eukaryota; Fungi; Ascomycota; Leotiomycetes; Helotiales; Helotiaceae. The record is from RefSeq and is a predicted model, not a curated record. Gene Ontology annotation, molecular function: FMN binding. The transcript has a single exon. The coding region runs from base 1 to 720 and encodes 239 amino acids.